This is a messenger RNA of Eurytemora carolleeae, 1564 nucleotides long. RefSeq lists its product as uncharacterized. Lineage: Eukaryota; Metazoa; Arthropoda; Copepoda; Calanoida; Temoridae. The transcript has 2 exons. The record is from RefSeq and is a predicted model, not a curated record. Bases 60 to 1058 code for a protein of 332 amino acids.
AGAAAAAGACUUUAAAAUGAUCUGAAAAUGAUAACAGUAUGACAAAGGAUUAAAAAAAAAUGACUCGAAUUGUACUGUAUUUUGUACUGCUAGGCAGUAUAAUCUGUACAGCAAGACCAAGUACAAAUUCAAAUCUACAGAAACCCAAAAACCCCCGAAAACUAGUCGAAUCCCGAAUAUUCAAAAUCCUACCCCCUCCAACAAAAUCGAGAGUGAAAGAAGUUAAUCGUGCAAACAGCAAGGAAGUGAAUUCGAUAUUUGACGAUAACAGUUUACAAAAACGGAACAGAAAAAUCAAUGACAUUAUAAAAAAGUUGACGGAAAAUGAUAUAGUGCGUUUACCCAUAAAGUUUAUAUCCAAUGGUGGACCCUUGUCCAAAGAAAGUAAACAAAAUACAGUUGAAACAUAUGUUACACCUAUAGAAGUAGAUCCAAGUGCAGGUGAGGUGAGUACAGUACCCCUUGGUGAAAAUGAGAGUGAAACGGAGAUUCCAACACCUGUUACAUAUCCUACAAUACUCAUAAACAACCAAACAAACGAUCAAUUCAAAGAUGAAAGUUCGAAAAUCCCCGAAAGUUUAAAUUCGUACCCAACAGAAGCUAACAUUUUAGAAGAUUUGAAACCAGUAAAUCUUCCAAACGAUGAUAUGGAAAAUCCUGAAAACUUUAGUGUAAAAAUCCCGGAGAUUAUGGAGGAAGAAAUGACUGAAUCAUCCUUAGAGAUUUCAACGUCAGCUCAACCCCCAACUGAUGAUGAAAUAGACCCAGAUAUAAAUGUGUUGGAAACCCAGAUUAUCAAGGAUAUCCACACAACUCCUAAACCCGGGAUUGUAUCCCAGUAUCCGACAUUUGGAUACCCAAGCUCAACCAAUGAAUACUGGCCUGGGACAACUGGAUACCAUCCAAACAGUAUAGAAGGAUACAAUCCAAAUAAAUAUGGAAACAAACCUUUUAACGGAGGACAAACUCCUAUUUUCUGGAAUGUUCAAUAUUCAUUGCAAUUCCCAACUUACAUGUACUUGCAGUUUCCAAUCCGAAGCUUCUACUAUAUACCUUAGAAAAUCGUUAAGACAUUUAUGUACAAAAAAAAAACAUGCAAAUACAAAUUAUAUUAUGUACUGCAAGCUUUGGAUGUUUUUCAAAACCUUUUUAUCUGAUAAAUACGCAUGCCAAACAGUAAUGGAUAUAUUGUUUAAUUAGUUUGAAUUUUUAAAAACAGAGAAACUCGAAAACAUUUUCGGCGCGAAUCAUUAAUCCUUAAUGUCGUCUUUUAACUGGCCUGUUCAUUAGAACACCCCAAUACUAAUUCAAAUUGCUUCAAAUAAACAAAAUACAUUCUUUUCUUCAAAUCACGCAUGAACUAACGAGGGCGAGCUGUGUUUGGUUUCUGUAAUUCAAAUUCAAUCCCGUUUUGGUCUAGACUUCAACAAGCGAUAAACUUACGAAAUUGUAUUUUACCACUUUUUCAUAUAAACCGCAUCCGCCGAUGAUAAUCUAUAUAUAAAUUUAGCUUGUCUGUUUGUUUGUUUGUUUGUUUGUUUGUAUCCAAUAAACGUCAAAACGG